CGGAGCCCGGCGUCGGUUUUGCGACAGCCGUAAGUGCGGGCGGGCGGCGGAGCGGAGCGGACGGGCCGGACGGGGCGGCGGCGCGAUGAGGCCGCAGCAGGCGCCGGUGGCGGGCAAGGUGUUCAUCCAGCGCGACUACAGCGGCGGGACGCGCUGCCAGUUCCAGAGCAAGUUCCCCGCCGAGCUGGAGAACCGGAUUGACAGGCAGCAGUUUGAGGAGACAGUCCGGACGCUGAACAACCUGUACGCGGAAGCUGAAAAGCUCGGGGGCCAGUCUUACCUGGAGGGCUGCCUGGCCUGCCUGACUGCCUACACCAUCUUCCUGUGCAUGGAGACACACUAUGAAAAGGUUCUAAAGAAAAUUGCAAAGUUCAUUCAGGAACAGAAUGAGAAGAUCUACGCUCCUCAGGGCCUUCUGCUGACAGACCCCAUCGAAAGAGGAUUAAGAGUUAUUGAAAUUACCAUUUAUGAAGACAGAGGUUUGACCAGUGGAAGAUAAAACUGUGGAGUCUCAGAUGAAAGCUCACCGGUGGACUUGCUGUACCAAGGUUCCCCUACCUCCUACUUUAGAGCAUCAUUCCUUUCUCUGCUGCCAGAUCCACAGUGCCAUCUACUACAAGGACUAACUUCCUCAAACUGCUCCCCAGGGGGUGACCUAGCUGGUCAGCAUCCACUUUGCAGUAGAUUUGGAAGCAACAGGAUCACUUUUUCAUUUUUGUUUGGUUUGUUUUUUUUGGUUUUUUUUUUCUCAAGAAAAGGCAGAAGUGGUAAAGCUGUGUUGUCUCCUGAAAGAAAUGGGGCUCUCAGCCCAGCAGAGGUUUGUUUUAGUCCUGUAAGUGCAGUGCUGUUCGUCCCUGGUUCUUAAACCCUUCUGUGUGUCAGUUGGGCUUUGGAAAGCUCCAGCUCAAAGCUGGCAAUUUCCCUCCAGCCCAGUGUAAGAGUGCAGAGAUACACAGUGCCUCUUGCAGUGAGGAGUGACUCAGGCACCGUCCUUGUGGAAAACCAGAAGGGAAAAUGUUCCUUGAG
Messenger RNA from Passer domesticus (house sparrow), 1026 nucleotides. RefSeq names its product golgin A7 (gene GOLGA7). The transcript is spliced from 5 exons. Gene Ontology annotation, cellular component: palmitoyltransferase complex; Golgi stack. The record is from RefSeq and is a predicted model, not a curated record. The coding region runs from base 86 to 499 and encodes 137 amino acids. Gene Ontology annotation, biological process: protein targeting to membrane; peptidyl-L-cysteine S-palmitoylation; Golgi to plasma membrane protein transport. Lineage: Eukaryota; Metazoa; Chordata; Aves; Passeriformes; Passeridae.